Fulvia fulva is the source of this 1068-nucleotide messenger RNA. Its product is annotated as 3-dehydroshikimate dehydratase. The transcript has a single exon. The record is from RefSeq and is a predicted model, not a curated record. Bases 1 to 1068 code for a protein of 355 amino acids. Lineage: Eukaryota; Fungi; Ascomycota; Dothideomycetes; Mycosphaerellales; Mycosphaerellaceae.
AUGCCUUGCAAACCCGCCAUCUGCUCCCACUCCCUCGGCCGGGCCUGGGUCCACGAUCUCCCCUCCAAGCUCGACCAAGCCGCCCGUUAUGGCCUGGACAUCGAACUCUUCUACGAGGACCUGCUCUACAUCGUCCAAGAGUUCCCCGGCGGCGCAACCCCGGAGAACCACAUCAAGGCAGCCCACGAAGUACGAUCCCUAUGCGACACCAGAGGGAUCAAGGUCAUCUGCCUCCAACCCUUCAUGCACUACGACGGCCUCCGGAAUCGAGAGAAGCACGCGGAGCGAAUCGAAGAGAUGAAGCUGUGGAUUGAGAUGGCACAUAUUCUUGGCACGAAACUCAUCGCUGUGCCGUCGACUUGUUUGCCAGACGAGCAUGUCAGUGGGGACAUGGAUCUGAUAACUCAGGAUAUGCUUGAGAUUGCGGACCUGGGCGCUCCGGAAGGCAUCGAGUUCGCAUACGAGGCGUUGUGCUGGGGCACGCACGUUGAUACGUGGGAGCAGACGUGGGAGGUCGUGUGCAGAGUGAAUCGACCAAACUUCAAGAUCUGCUUGGACACGUACAACUUUGCUGGCCGGGUGUAUGCCGAUCCCACAAGACCUUCUGGAAAGAACCCGAACGCCGAUGCAGACAUGGCCGCAUCGCUGAAGCGUUUAGUAUCGGAGGUGGACGUCAAGAAGAUCGCUUUCGUCCAGGUUGUCGAUGCCGAGCGCUUGUCGGAACCACUUCUUGAAGGCCACCCUUUCUAUAACCCAGAGCAAUGUCCCCGUAUGAGCUGGUCCCGCAACUGUCGCCUGUUCUACGGCGAAGAGGACCGAGGCGCAUAUCUGCCAAUCAGAGCCAUCUUGAAGGCGUUGAUCGUGGACCUGGGCUACGAAGGAUACCUCAGCGCCGAGCUAUUCAACCGCAGCUUGACCAAGGCCGACAGUGAUGUUCCAGAAGAUCACGCGCGCCGAGCCGUGGUAUCAUGGCAGAAGAUGGUCGCAGACUUUGGUAUUGGUCGGAAAGCGGAAGCGCCCAGCACUGCGAGACUCUCGAUUGAGCAGCAACCUCGGGCUCAGUUAUGA